AUGCGAGCGGGUUUCUUCUCAGUCGUUGAAAAAAUGAAAGCUAGUCUCUCCAGAAACACCAGAAGGGCAUGCCCGCUGACGACCGCGCAACAGCUAGCGAUCAUUUCUUUGGCGAUGGGAAAUCGUGUUUUGAUGGAGACAGGAUUGCCGGGUAUCGUGGGUGCCAUAGACGGUAAUCACGUCGGCAUUCCGAAACUUAGCAUAGAUUCAUGUUCUUAUGUCAACAGAAAGGGUUUUGCCAGCAUUAAUCAGCGGCAAUCGUGA
Cylicostephanus goldi is the source of this 264-nucleotide messenger RNA. NCBI's taxonomy places the organism in Eukaryota, Metazoa, Nematoda, Chromadorea, Rhabditida, Strongylidae. The record is from the annotation of a GenBank genome assembly.